AUGGGCUUCUCAGAAAAGCACAUUGCGGUCAUUGGCGGCGGUCUUGGUGGCAUGUCCUUUAUGAACGCUGCCCUGUAUACCGGCCUUGAACAUGUUCAGCUCUAUGAGCAGGCACCCCAAUUCGCUGAAGUUGGCGCCGGCGUCAACAUCACCUCGAACGCCAAUCGAGUUCUCGAUGCCUUCGGUCUGGAAGAGAUAAUCAUGAGACGGUCGUCCCGCCAGCUGCCUUCUUAUAUGGAGUAUCGUCAGUACAAGACUGGAGAGUACUUAGCCCAGAUCAACGAAUUCUCACGACCACCCGCUCGCCUCUUACACCGUGCGCAUCUACUAGAUGCGCUCAAAGAACGGGUACCCAGCUCCAAAAUCAAUCUCGGCAAGCGUCUCGUGUCGAUUGAAUGUGAAGCCGGGGCUCUUUCCGCACCAUAUACCCUCCACUUCGAGGACGGAAGUGUCGCUAAUACAGAUAUUGUCAUCGGAUGUGAUGGUAUUAGGUCAAAUGUACGCCAAUAUAUGGGAUUUGUGGAUUCGCCAAAGUAUUCAGGCCAGGUGGUAUACCGGGGAUUUGUCGAUUAUAAAGACUUGCCUGACGAAACGGCGCAAUUACUUCGAAGAACGGUCAACUUCCGUGGCCCCAAGAAGCAUGUGCUCGUGUUGCCGAUCGGAAAUCAAGAGACCCAGACGGAUCGAGCGGCCAUUAUUGGAUUCAUGACCGAGUCGCUUGAUUCGUGGGAGUCAGAAAGCUGGAUGUCGCGCUCUGAGAUAUCGAGCUUCCAAGAGCACGUGCAGGACUGGUGCUUCCAGGUGCAGCAUAUUGUUGCAGGUCUGUCAAGCACGGCCAAAGGUCUUCAGGCGUCAUCCUCCUGGGCGACUCUGCUCAUUCCACAUUACCACAUCAAGGUCAGUCUCGAGAUACCGACUUCAUUCACGGUCAGCAUUGGAACUGACACUGGUAAACGCGUUAAAGGGCAAGGCACAUGUAUGGCUAUCGAGUCUGGUAUUGCGCUGGCAAUGAUUCUCCGUCAUUGGGCGGGUGAGGAUAUAGAGGCUGCUUUUCAGUUCUACCAAGACCUGCGGAAACCACGCACAGAUCGGGUCACUCAAACGAGCCAAGAAGCCGGCAAGUUGGCUAGCUCAGAUUCACCAAAUGGCAUGACCGAAGGAUUCAGUCCUGAAGUCUUGACUGACCGAAUGAGAUGGAUCAUGGAAUACGAUAUCCUGGAGGAACUGCGUCUCAAGGGUGCCGGAGUUCUUGAGUGCUCACGGUUCGACAAGCGU
Molecule: messenger RNA, 1275 nt
Organism: Penicillium diatomitis
Lineage: Eukaryota; Fungi; Ascomycota; Eurotiomycetes; Eurotiales; Aspergillaceae
Exons: 2
Biological process (GO): secondary metabolite biosynthetic process
Molecular function (GO): FAD binding
Source: RefSeq, a predicted model, not a curated record